Molecule: messenger RNA, 1948 nt
Organism: Cajanus cajan (pigeon pea)
Lineage: Eukaryota; Viridiplantae; Streptophyta; Magnoliopsida; Fabales; Fabaceae
Product: Ankyrin repeat family protein with DHHC zinc finger domain-containing protein
Biological process (GO): protein palmitoylation
Cellular component (GO): Golgi membrane
Molecular function (GO): protein binding; palmitoyltransferase activity
Source: RefSeq, a predicted model, not a curated record
UGGAGGUUGGGUUGAGAAGAAUGAGGAAGAAGGGAGUGAGGAAUGAAAGUUGAAAGUAGCCUCUGAAAGUGAAACCCUAACAAAUGGCUUCGUCGGAGAUCGAGGUGGUAUCAACGUCGGUCUCCAAACCCACCGACCAACCUCCGAUCCUCGACGUCUUCACCGCCUCUGCUCACGGCGACUUCCACAAAUUGCGAACCUUCGUCGAACGCCACGCUGCCUCCGUUUCCGUUCCCGAUGUUAGCGGCUACUACGCUCUUCAAUGGGCCUCGCUCAACAACUUCCACGACAUUGCGCACUAUCUCAUUCAGCAUGGUGCGGAUGUGAAUGCUAAGGACAGCAUGCAGCAAACGGCGUUGCAUUGGGCGGCGGUUCGCGGUUCAACUGCUGCUGCUGAUGUGCUCCUGGAGAAUGGUGCUCGGGUUGAAGCUGCUGACGUGAAUGGAUACCGGGCAGUUCAUGUUGCUGCACAGUAUGGACAGACAGCUUUUCUAAAUCACAUAGUAGUAAAGUACCAUGCUGAUUUUGAUGUGCCUGAUAAUGAUGGAAGGAGUCCUCUUCAUUGGGCUGCAUAUAAGGGAUUUGCCGACACAAUAAGAUUGCUCCUAUUUAGAGAUGCAAGUCAAGGAAGGCAAGAUAAAGAUGGUUGUACACCAUUGCACUGGGCUGCUUUAAGAGGAAAUGCAGAGGCAUGCGCUGUGCUUGUACAUGCAGGCACAAAGGAAGAAUUGUCAGUGAAGGACAAUGCUGGACACACUCCUGUACAGCUUGCAUAUGAUAAAGGUCAUCGGCAUGUCGCUCCUUUCCUUUCAAAUCAACAACGGGCUCAUAACAACUACUGGAGAGGGAAACUUUGUUGUGGGAUGGUGACAGAUAUUGGUUAUGCUCCCAUCUUAUUGUGUAUUAUAAUCUUUCUCACAAUCCUCUUCGUCAACUGUGUUGUUGCAGCUCCUAACCUUAAAAAGAUUACUGCCAUUGUUGGACUUUGGUCGUGGACAGCACUUUCUCUGGUAUUUGGUGCCCUUAUUAUGUUCUAUAGGUGUAGUAGUAAAGAUCCAGGUUAUAUAAAACGGCCAGGAGACUUGGGCACUCAAAGUGAUACUGAGGAUCCUUUAUUGAAUAUUGAUCUGAAUAGUUCCUCUGUUUGGAUGGGAAACUGGUCUCAACUUUGCCCUACCUGCAAGAUAAUAAGGCCUGUCCGAUCUAAGCAUUGCCCUACUUGUAAGCGAUGUGUGGAACAGUUCGACCACCAUUGUCCAUGGAUUUCUAACUGUGUUGGGAAGAGGAACAAAAGAGAUUUCUUUAUUUUUAUCUGCCUGGGAACUUUGACUUCUACCCUUUCUGCUGCCAUUGCAAUUCAAAGAAUUUGCACAUCCACACCAUCAUUACUGGCAGGAGAAACAUGGAUCCAUUAUGUGCUAGUAAGACAUCAAGGUGUAAUUGUGUUUUUGGUGGUGGACGCUGUUGUCUUCAUUGCGGCUACAACAUUAACGAUAACACAGGCUUCCAUGAUUGCUCGAAAUGUGACCACAAAUGAACUAGCAAAUUCCUCUCGUUAUGAUUAUCUUCGUGGUCCUGAUGGGCGGUUCAGAAACCCAUAUAACCACGGUUGUUGGAAGAAUUGUGCUGACUUCCUUUUUCUGGGCUAUACAAAUGAUGAUAAUAUUACUUGGCCUCCACUACAGCAGGUUGCAACUUAGAACAUUCUGCCAUGCCGUGUUCAUGCAUCCUUUGUUAUAUUAUCACCUAGUUCUAAAUGGUAGAUAUGUAGAUGAUAGUCAUUUACAGCUUGGCUGUUCAUUCACUGACACAUGUACAUUUUAUUACAGAGCACAAAGAAAUAAAACAUUUUUCUUUUGGGCCACCAGAAAAUACAAAUUAUUUGUUGAUACACUCAUUCUGACAGUUGUGCAAUUGUUUGGUGGGAUAUCCAUUACUUUUUAAGGAA